Molecule: messenger RNA, 8207 nt
Organism: Brassica rapa (field mustard)
Lineage: Eukaryota; Viridiplantae; Streptophyta; Magnoliopsida; Brassicales; Brassicaceae
Source: RefSeq, a predicted model, not a curated record
UAUUUACAACCGCUGAGUGAUGAUCGGGACAUAUAUGUAAUGUAGCCAAAAUACGAAUGUGGCACAAAAGAACGUAAACAUAACAACCAAGUGAAUAUAGGAAACAAAAUAAUUAUAAUUUCAUUUUGAUGUGAUUUACAACACCAUGGUGGUGCUAAAUGAUAAAAGCUUACCGAAGAUUAUUCGUAAGUAAUUGCAACACAAAAGAAGCACGAAACGUAAAGUGCGUCAAAAUCUAUUUUGAAACUUAGAUUGUGAUGUAUGUAUAUGUAGCAUUUGAUAAAAAAGUAAUUAAUACCAAGCUUUAGUUAUGGGUAUUUUUUUUUGUAAUUAUGGUUUUCACUUUCAAUCCCACUUUACGCAAGAGGAAGAGGGAGACAAAGACAAUGUAAAAAACUCCAUGAACUAAGCAAGAUUUAAGUAACUGAAGCAAUUGAAAGAUGUUUGAUACGAAAACCUUUUUGAAUUAUUUGGAUGUAUAAGCGUAUAGUAUUGGUUCAUAUUUGUUGAAAUUUACACGUCACAGGCUCACAGCAGACAUGAACUGCCACGUGUAGUCAUUAGCCGUCUCCUCUUAACUCUGAAGUAAUUUACUUUCUCAUUAAAUCGUUAGUUAAGUGUAGAAACAGACAACUAAUCGGUACUUAAAUACCGUGUUCUAACUUUCAUGGUAAAAAGAGUUCCUUGAUUUCGAAAUUCUUGAGAAAUAAAAGACGAUAUCUGCCAAUCACAAAUCCUAAAACUUGACACUGUUAAUUAAUAAAGAUGGGGUAUAAAGGCGUUGGUUUGCCUACCCACACGGCUACAACAACGCGUACGAAGCCAUCUAAGAUGUACAAGGAGAAGGAAGAUGUUGUACGUUGGAUCUUUAAAUUCGUAGGACGUCGUAAGAAGAUCCUCUUCAUUAUCACAACUCUUGUCUUCAUUCGCGUCCUUUACGUUUGGCAUGGUGAAGAUGGUCAGAAAGUUGAAGUUCCUCACAGUAAAACUACAAAUAAAGAGCCAUUAAGCAAUAUCCAUAACAAUUUAUCUCACGUGGUAAAAGCUGCAAAAGUGUAUCGGCCUCGUCCUCCUCCAUAUUUUCGUGGCUAUACACUUCCUCCAAAUCAUCCCUGUAACCGGUUCACGUUACCUCCUCCACCAGCUGACAAGAAGAGAACCGGACCACGCCCAUGCCCGGUUUGUUACCUUCCAUUAGAAGAAGCAAUCGCCUUAAUGCCAAGCUCACCGUCGUUUUCCCCUAUUCUUAAGAAUCUAACAUAUAUACAUGAGAAGCCACUUAACCGGAAAACAGAGUUUGGAGGGUCAGAUUUUGGCGGUUAUCCGACUUUGAAACAAAGGAGAAGAUCUUUUAACAUCAAAGGAUCAAUGAGUGUGCAUUGCGGAUUUGUCAAAGGACGUCAACCUGGAAGAGGUACAGGAUUUGAUAUCAACGAGAAAGAUCUUCUUGAAAUGAAGCGGUGUCGAGGGAUAGUUGUUGCUUCAACAGUAUUUGAUGCUUUUGACGAUGUGAAGAGCCCUAGCAAUAUUAGUAAAUACUCCGAGCAAACGGUUUGCUUCUUCAUGUUUAUUGAUGAGAAGACCGAAUCAAGCUUGAAGAGAGAUAAAAAGUUUAAUAGAACCACCAAGAAAGUAGGGUUAUGGAGAGUUGUUGUUGUUCACAACCUUCCUUAUACAGAUGGAAGACGCAAUGGAAAGGUACCAAAGCUUCUUGUCCAUAGGCUGUUUCCGAAUUCUCGGUAUUCUUUAUGGAUGGAUGGGAAGCUGGACCUUGUGGUCGAUCCACAUCAAAUUCUCGAGAGGUUCUUGUGGAGGGAAAAUGUCACAUUUGCAAUCUCUAGACAUUACAAACGGUUUGAUGUAUUUGUGGAAGCAGAAGCAAAUAAAGCUGCGGGUAAAUAUGCCAAUGCUUCAAUAGAUUUUCAAGUGGAUUUCUACAAGAAAGAAGGUCUAACACCUUAUUCUACAGCCAAGCUCCCAAUAACAAGCGAUGUACCAGAAGGAUGUGUCAUUUUAAGAGAGCAUGUUCCAAUUAGCAAUCUCUUUACUUGUCUUUGGUUCAAUGAAGUUGAUCGCUUCACUUCUAGAGAUCAAAUCAGUUUCUCAACAGUAAGAGACAAGAUUGCUGCGAGAACAAAAUGGAAUGUGAGUAUGUUUCUAGACUGCCAAAGACGCAACUUUGUGGUUCAGAGAUAUCAUCUAGCGGAUCAAGAGAAACUGAAGAAGAAACCAACUCCAAUGGCCAUACUCCCUCCACCGGCAUUGGUCAGCAGAGAUUUGCCUAGGAAGUUGAACAAUGUGAGUCAAGUCGUGAGCAUAACACAACCUAAAAGGCGAGGAAGAGACAAACAGUUAAGUGCAAGGAGUAAGAGAAAAGCUACUUUGCCUACAAGAUCACCAGAGCCAGCUUAAGAACAAUUGGUUGGUUAAUUUAUUUCAAAGAAUUCAAAGUCAGUCUUUUAAUGUAACUGCACUACAUACGAACACAUUGUAAUUGGACAUCAUGUUAUAAAGAAAAUUUCUUAUGAUCCAUAUCUAUGAUUAUGUAUCUCAUUGUUCUUUAAUUAUUCACAUUAGCAAUCUAGCAUGUAUAAGGAAUGUAACAAGGUUUUGUAAUCAAAAUCAUCUAUUGGAUGACUAACUACAAUACGCAAUUUGAACUAUUUAUAUAUAAACUUUCUUAUUAUUACACAGUACAACAUGUAUGAGCAAUAUGGAAAACAUACAUAUUGCACAUGUUGCGUUUCUCAUUCACAAUCUCAUACAGUAAAAAAACAACUAGCCGUAGCUCAAUGGUAAAAUACAUAAUUCAGCUGAUAUACGUAGACGAAACCACAUUACUAGGUUUGAGUAUUUAUGUGAAAUAUUAGAGUAAUAACACCGAGAUUUCAUGUCUAGAAAUAGAAUUAGAAAAAGUGCAGAACAAUAGUUACAAAAAUUUUAAGUCAUGGCGAGAAACAAAAGCUAAAAGAUAUAUAAUCGAACAUUUUUGAAUGGUUAUGGUGGUGAUUAGUGAAGCAACAUCGACGGUCCACAAAGAGCAAGUGGUGGGUAAAGUAAAGAGCUUUCCACCAAAGUAAAUAAAUUAAGUAAACAGAGUUUGUGUCCAUUCAAAGUUGCACAUUAAGAAGAAAGUGGUAAUAUAAAAAUUUGAAAUAUAAAGAAAGGGUUCCACUUUGUAUAUAAAUCAUUGUGCUAAUGGAAUCUGUUGUCAUAAUAGUUUCUCCACUUUCUUGAUCACAAUCUACCGCACUGCUAUUAUUCUAUGCACUUGGAUCAGUAGAUGUACACAUACUCGUAUAUGUAAUGCAUAAAGCAAAAAAAGCAUGGCCGCUGCUGAAUUAUUGCUGCAUUUUAUGAACAGUUCCUUGCGUUUUGGAAUAUUGAAAGUAUGGAAUGUAUUAAUCGCUGCCGAAAGAAACAAUUAAUUUUAGUCAAUUUUGUUUAGUGAGAUGUUCAAUGUGUUUAAUCUGAUGUUAGGUAGUCCAGAGCAAAUCUCCUUUUUAUAGUGAUACAGAAAUCAGUAUACACUUUUUACCACAGUACGUAGUAUACAAGACGACCAAUUGACUCUAGUAUUAUCAAGUAAUUUCGUGAAAUAAUCAUGACCUCAAUGUUACAAAAAAAAAAUCAUGACCUGAAUAAAGUAUAACAUUUGUAUUAAGUAUCUCGAUCAAAGACAUAACCGGCCGUGAGUACAAGUGUUAUCAACGCACGUCAUGUGUUCGAUGUACAAGGUUAUCUUAACAAACAAGUACAUUGACAUCAUCAGUCGUAUAUCUAAAGUUACAUUUUCUUUUACCUCUAUUGUAUUAGGAGGUAUAUUUCUUUUUUUUACAAGGGUUUUCUAGGAAGUAUAUUUCUUUCGAACAUAUUUUUUUUAUAUCUAUAUUUUAAUUAAUUUUGGUAUCUCUGUUGAAUAGCAUAAAAUCUCGUAAAAUAAUAUGCAUGUUAUAUAUAUACUAAUAUCGAUAAAUGCUCGUUUUAAAAUUAGAAAUUCCUACUUUCUCAAAAACAAAUACAAAUUACUAAUUUAUAGAUGUUGAGUAUAGCUGAUAGUUUUUUUUCGAAAUUCCACAUUUUACUAAGCUUGUGAAAAUAAGCUUUUAGUCAUAUAAAUUAGUAAAUCCAACACCAAAUGAAAUACAUAUCUUUUUGAGAAAAAACGACUAAUUUUAUAGAUGUUGUGCUUUUGUUGUUUUGUUGGUAAGACAUUCCGAACGUUCACUGUUACAAGUUACAGCAUGAAUAUAUAGCUGCAUAUUCAUCGAACAAAAAAACUUGAAUUUUAGAUUUUCAAUUCUCUGGAGACAAAUCCACCAAUCUAGUUAGUUAGUUAGUUAUUUAUUUAUUAAUUUCGAGCAAUUUGUUUCAACCCUAACAAAAAUCGACAACAUGGUAUAUUAGGUGAGAUUGCACAAGCUAAUGGAGAUUCAGAAAACGUUAGACACUUCAGUUACAAAAAAAAUGUUAGACGCUAAAUAGGUGGUGUAUUAAAAAUUUAUUAUAAAUAAUAAAAUUUAUAUUAUUAUUAUUUUUCAAAGGGUUUAAAAAAUUGUAUUGUUUAUUUUCAUAAGAUUCUAUAAUACAAUAUAUUAACCGCCACUCUUUAUAAAAUAAAAAAUAAUAAAUUAUUAGAAUAUUAUAAUUAAGUUUUAGGCGAUUUUAAAAUACUCGUCAGAGUUUUAGAAGACUCAGUGAUUUAUCACCGUAUACGAGCUGACGAUUUAAGCUUCUACCAAGUGAUACAAAUUCAUUGAAGUUACCAAUUCACGUAAUGCCCCAAUUCUCAAAAUAUGAUAUAAUUACCUCGAAUGCUUUAUUUCCUUGUAACCAAUGCUUAAUUCUAAUGAGCAUAUGUUAAAAAAGGAAAGACUUUCUCAUUCCACGACACGUAUGAUUAUCUUAAUCAGAUACUCUUUCGGAUGAGCACAAGGGCACCAAUGAGGAGGAAGAGGACAUAAGAGCCAAGUGCGUAAACAAAUAUGACACUACAAAAAGCAAAAAGAAAGAAAAUCAAUCUGUAAAGAGAAGUUAGGAACAAGUCAUUUUCGAAAGUCCCUUCUACCAAAAUAGUUAAUUAUACUUGAGUUACUUUACAACUAGGAUAAACAUGUUCAUCAAUUUCCAUUUUUCCCAAUUAAUACUUUUCUAAAAAGAAUCGCAUUAUUAGAAGUUGCACUUUGUUAAUACUUUUACCCACUUGCUUCGGUGUUAACACGAUACAAUAACUAAUUCAACCAUCCCAUAGAUUUCUAGCUUCAAGCAAAUCCAUAAACAUAAGUUACAUAACUAUGUUUUAUAUCAUUUCACAACUAAUAUCUGAUGGGUCAAACAUACAAUACUUUAGUUUUUGCGGUAUGGUAUUCUAAACCAUAAGAACUAAAUAAUUUAAGAUUCUAAAAAUAUUUGUGUGUUAGGCUAUUGUUCGGUGUUCGGUCAUCAGUCAUCAACCAAUGAUGUAUAUAAUCAAGUAAACUAAAAAAAGGAUCCAUUCUUUGACAGGGGUAAAUAUCCUGGUGUUAAAUUAAUAAUUGAUUAAUUACUUUUUUGGAUUAACCAAAAAUUUUAAACAGACAAAAGAAACCCUACGAGGGUGCAUACGUUUGCAUAGAGUGAUGCCAUAGCUUACAUAUAACGCAAGUUCAGAAGUUAUCCAUAUUACUCUCAAGUCUUAACAACCCCAAAAGGUCUUGAUUUUACACGUGCCGCAUGUAUCCGUUGUUGUUUCAAAAAUAAUCAAAAAUCACUAGCCCAAAAAGAAAAAGUCGGGUAUUGCACAAAUCAAUCCAAGUUUUUCUAUAAGACACUCGAAUAUUUUCUUUGACCUUAGAGAUUGUUAGUAAUAUUCGGGUUGCCCUCUGAAGUUGUGAAUAAAACAUCUAAUUCAAUUUUUUUUAAAUCCCUGAAUUCGAAAUUAAAUUACUUUUGUCUCAAAUAUCACUCGAUCUUCUGACUUUUAAGCUCUAUCUUUGAUGCUUCUCCAGGUGAGAUAACGAUAAUUUUAUUAGCUUAGUAAAUACAACAAAUUCAUUUUAGUUUUUUUUUUUACUUGUCUACGUCUUGUGUAGAUUAUUAUUGGCUAGCUACUUCCAGGAACACAUAUCAUGAUAAUCAGAAAGUCAGUAAGAAAAAGCUUUGCUUUAUUUUAUUUUAACUUUUGACGACAAAAAAAACUUUGCUUUAACAUACAAAGAAACAACAAUUCAGGAUUGAACCAGAACUGCAUAUCUUAAUUGUAUUUAUUUAGAAUGGUAAGCUACCAAAAUUUUGCAAUUGUUAAUCUAAAUAAAUAAACUUUAGAUUAUAUAAGAAACUUGAUGAUACCUUUUCAUGUAAUGUACCAAGAAUAUUCUUAUUACCUGCACUGAACCAAAAGUAGAGCUGAUAAAAAUUAGGUUUAGCUGACAAAAUUAGGAGACAUGUGCAAGGGAAAUUUGGCUGUAUGACGCUGAAAAAAACCAUAAUUCACCUUCUAACCAAUUUCCCUAAUAUAUCGAUACACCAUCUGUCUUUCCUAUAAUAUUGCCAAAAUACCCUUUCAUUCUACCGGUGAAACCUGAAGAAAAUAAAAAUAAAAAAUCCUAGUUAUUAGCUGUUUCAAAUUACUUGUGGCGUAAUCAUAUUCACAUCUUUCCUUUUACCUUUAUUUGGUAAUUUUUGAGAAAUUGAUUCAUGAUUUUCUCCACCUCUUCCAACCAUGUUUCCCUCCUCCCCAUCGCCACCGUCUGUGUUCUCUGAGUUUAUUUAUUUCUCUAAUUGUGUUGCAAAGGGAAUCGUCUCCACUUUGGGAAUCUAUUGUGAGAAGACGUCGUGACAGUCCAAUCGGGGAGAAGGAGCACACUGACCAUUUUUCCAUUCACAUCGGCGCUUUGUCUCAGAUCUAUUGCAAUACUGUUGCUCCGCUGUAGUGACACUUAUUAUGUUAUAAAUGCACGCUGUUGGGAUGGAAUUGAAGUGUGUGGCUUUCACUGAAGAAAAUGUUUGUGUAGCUGCGGAGAACUACUUGCUUGAAACACUGGCACUGUGUCAAGCCGGAGCACUCACCCAGGACGUGUAGACAUGGGUUUAUGGUUUCUAAGCAUAGUUUUAAUGUUCUAGCUUUGCUUCUUGUUUUUAGAUACUACCAUCUAAACUACCUCCGUGUUGUAGUAAUGUUUUAUGUAAUGACUCCAACUCUAUGUAUCUUCUUCCUUUUUGUUGCUUACACUGGAAGAAUGAAAUCACAUUCCAUAUGCGUCAAUUUGAAUUUGGUGUAAGCAUUACCUCCUUCCGUGCAAUCAUAAACACUUCAAAAUGUGAGCAAUAUGUAUUAUAUAACGUUGGUUAGAUGAAAUAGAACAAUUAAUUAUAUACUAUUUCCGUAUUUUGAUUUAUUUAAGUUACUUUUACAUUUGAGUUUGGGUUUAUGAAUUUAGGUUUUAGCUUUAGUAUUUAGGGCUUCCAGGUAGGUUUGUUCAGGGUCUAGUAUUUCAGGGUCGGAGGUUGGUUGAGGUUGGAGGUUGGUUGUGAUUCUGAUUAUGGUUAUAGUACUAUACUAUGUUGGUGAGAUGAAAUAGAACAGUUAAAUUUUACUAUUUUUGUAUUUUAAUUUAUUAAAGAUAUUUUAUAUUUGGGUUUGGGUUUAUGAAUUCGGGUUUAGGGUUUAGUAUUUAUGGCUUUAAGGUGGAUUAGUUUAGGGUUUAGUAUUUCAGUGUUGGAGGUUGGUUGUGAUUCUGAUGGUUUUAGUAUUAUACUAUGCUGGUGAGAUGAAAUAGAAUAGUUAAUUAUAUAAUAUUUUGUAUUUUAAUUUAUAAAAGAUAUUUUACAUUGGGUUUGGGUUUAUGAAUUCGGGUUUAGGGGUUAGUAUUUAUGAUUUAGAGGUGGGUUGGUUUAGGGUCUAGUAUUUCAGGGUUAGAGGUUGGUUGGGGUUAGAGGUUGGUUAUGAUUCUAAUUGUGUUUAUAGUACUCUACUAUGUUGGUGAGAUGAAAUAGAACAUUUUCUUUUCCAUCAUGUGUGUUGCAUACAGCUGUCAUAUAUGCUUCAUAUAAUUAAGUGUCCCUAAAAAGACCACGUCUCUUAUAUUUGGAAGUGAAACUGGCAACCUGUUAAGUAAAGGGGUAGAACCGGUUUGAUUGAGACCAAAAAGUCUGACAUUAAAUUAUGUCAAAAUCAAUGUUAGUUUCUUAAUUUGUCUCUCAAAUAUAGCUAUUUCGCUAAUAAGCCC